AUUAUGCAGAAAACAUAGAGGGUCGCUGGUUCAGGGGCACUGGGGCUGUAGUUCAGAGAUUCAAAUCUAGUGAACAGAAUCAAAAUAGUCAAAAAUAUGCUUCUGAAGUUGCUUGUGAUAUGUUUUGCGGAUUCCAGUGGAUGAGAUUCCAGCUUGUGAAACUGAAGUUGCUAUGGCUAAUGGACACAUUCCAGAAAAAGGACCAAUUGUUCUCUGAUUUCAAGCCCCAGCGAUGCAUUAGGAGCAUGCGGCGGCAGCAGGGCAUGCGACUUGAUGACAGAUACGUUCCGUACUUGCAGAUGGCAGGUCUAUACCAUCUUGCAAGGCUGAACGACCGAUGGUUCCGACUAGACGAGGCCCUUGUCAGUGCAUUCGUGGAGCGAUGGCGUCCCAAGACGCACACGUUCCAUAUGCCGUUCGGAGAGUGCACGAUCACACUCCAAGACGUGGCAUACCAGCUGGGUUUGCCAGUGGACGGCCGUUAUGUGAGCGGGUGUUUGUCAGAGUUUCAUAUAUACAUCGAGGGUGGCCGUCCAGCCUGGGUCUGGUUCCAGGAGUUGCUCGGAGUUAUACCUCCUCCUAGUCAGGUUCAGAAGUACGCAGUGAACUGCAGCUGGUUUCAGGAGACUUUCGGUGAGUGCCCUGAGGAUGCAGAUGAUGACACUGUGCGCCGAUAUGCCCGUGCGUACAUCAUGAUGUUGUUGGGCACGCAGCUGUUUGCGAACAAGUCAGGGAAUCGGAUUCACAUCAGAUGGCUUCCGUACGUAGCGAGGCUGGAGGAGCUGGGUACCUACAGCUGGGGUUCUGCCGCAUUGGCUUGGUUGUACCGGUGCAUGUGCCGAGUGGCGAACAGACAUGUCGUCAAGUUAGCGGGCCCGCUUCAGCUACUUCAGUCUUGGAUCUUUUGGCGCUUUCCUCGGUUUAGGCCUGCAGGAUAUGAGGAGUUGAGCUGGCCGUUGGCCUCGAGGUACUAUACUAGGUGUUAUCUAUUUCAAUAG
Molecule: messenger RNA, 998 nt
Organism: Arachis stenosperma
Lineage: Eukaryota; Viridiplantae; Streptophyta; Magnoliopsida; Fabales; Fabaceae
Product: protein MAIN-LIKE 1-like
Exons: 3
Coding region: 120-998 (292 amino acids)
Biological process (GO): meristem development; meristem maintenance
Source: RefSeq, a predicted model, not a curated record